Bipolaris maydis ATCC 48331 is the source of this 1951-nucleotide messenger RNA. The record is from RefSeq and is a predicted model, not a curated record. NCBI's taxonomy places the organism in Eukaryota, Fungi, Ascomycota, Dothideomycetes, Pleosporales, Pleosporaceae.
GUGAAGCAAUAGCUUCCGCGUCUACCACCGUCAUUUUGGUGCUAUCGACACCCGGAAUCCGCCAUUGCACCGUUGUCGUCUUCCGUCGCAAUUCACUCUUCCACUACUGACCAUCAAUUUGACGUGAAACACAAAAACAUAGCCCGUCAUGGCAUCACAAGCUACAGAAACAACUCCCUUGGUGUCGUCAAUGUCGAGCUCAAGUCGAGCAACGCCCCAUAAACCUCAGCGCACCGUCACUUUCAAUCCGACCGUCCUAUCCACAAGCCCCAAACCCUCCUCGCCUCGCUCGCUAUCCCACGGCGCGUCCUCUUCGGGUCAUGCUGCCACGACCCAAGGCGGGCAGCCAAUGCUGUCGACCUUGAACAGCAAGCUGCGGAGGAGAAACAGUUCAGGCGCUCCUGCUCGGAUACCUCCUGCGCCGGUGCCCAAGAUUGGUCCACAAAGAACGACGAGGACUGCACAGAAACUGAAGCUCCUCCCCGAUCCAGCUGCCGAUGAAGCCGAAGACGAGGAGAGUGGACGCGACGUAUAUGUGCAAUACACGCGCAUCAAAGAUCCCACUGCAAGAAGAGAUGCUGCCAGGCUUGGAAAAGCAGAUAGAGAACGGCUACCCAGAGUGACGGCAUAUUGCACUGCUGCUUCCUACAAACUUGACGAGAUGAUGCGAUUUUUGAAGGGAAAGCAGAAGACAAGAGGCGCUUUGCCCAAGCGUUUUGACGAGUGCAUAUACUCGCCGUACAGCUACGGUUCAACGAAAGGUCCAGAGGAGAUUAGCAGUACUGCGGUAUUGGGCGACUAUCCAGAGGAAAGACCGAGGAGGUUCUCAGACAGCGCGAUUGAAGUGGAACACGAAAAUGAGCGGAGAAGACAGGACAUUAUCGACCUACACGACGGUUGUGAUGCACCUGAUAUUACCAACGAGCAAGCCGUGAGCCAAAGACGUCCAUCCAUCACCCAUGCCGAUUCCGACCCCCCAAUGGACACACCGGACUUCGAUACGCGCGUACAUACACCAGAAGUCUUUCUUUUCGAAUACGGAACUGUUGUCUUAUGGGGCAUGACGCUCCAGGAAGAGAAGAAAUUCCUCAAGGAGAUUGCAAAGUUCGAGGUGGACAAGCUCGGCAAGGAUGAGAUUGAGACAGAGGAAUUCAAUUUCUACUACACACGCGAAUACCAGGCCCGGAUAUACAACGAUUUCAUCAGUCUGCGCGACAAGAAGAACUACAUGAUCAAGCUCGCCAUCAGCCACGGGCUGUCUCAGAGUGUCAAAACGUCGCUAUUCGAAGACUUGGUGGACAACACGAUUGACGAAACCAAGGACAUCCCAGCCGAGAUUGCGAGCUCGGGAAAGAUCAACCUCAACAAGAAACAGAUCAAUAUGCAGAUAGGAGAGCUGUUCAUCCUCCGCAUUAGUAUACAUUUGCAAGGCUCUGUUCUCGAUGCGCCGGAGCUCAUGUGGGCAGAGCCACAACUGGACCCGGUCUACCAGGCGGUGAGAAGCUAUUUGGAAAUGGAUCAGCGCGUCAGUCUCUUGACCGAAAGGCUGAACGUCAUUGGUGAUCUGCUUGCUGUACUGAAGGAUCAGCUGACUGUAACUCAUGGUGAACUACUCGAGUGGAUUGUAAUUAUUCUGAUUUUCGCCGAAGUUCUCGUUGCCGCCAUCAACAUUUUUGUUGACCUGCAUGCUGCGGACUAAGUUAUUGGCAUUACUUUUCUUUUUCCCACAGUAUAUGAUAGUCGGCUUGCGGCUCUGCAUAACGGGCGUCCGGGGCACAGUUGAACGGGUCUAUGGUACGGCGCUGUAAGUGGUUGGCGUCGAAUAUAUGUUUUAGCUAGCUGUUUAAGCAGAUGUCAAUAGGGUGGUUUGGGGGGGCUUUAUUUUCUUCUUCCUUUCUUUCUCUUUUUUGUUAUGAUAGCAGCUGUUUGGGCCAAUGGAAUAAUGUUUCGU